GUGAUUUUGUGACAAAAACAGACGAAAAUUUUGGUACAAAUUUGGUACUGUGUCAGUGACAUUUGUCAAUAUUUUAAGAGACGUCAAGCGGCAAUCAGCGAAUGUCAAUAAUAGCAAAUUGACGUGACUUUCGUUAUCUUAAUUUUAAUUAUCAAGAAUGCACGUUAUCGCGUUAAUAUAUUAGAUAAAACGGAUUAAAUAAAUUUUCGAUGAUCGCAAGUGAUAUUUUUCGAUUGUUUAAGAUAUCGGUGCGAAUAUCAUUAAAUAAAAUCGUCGUUACGGAGUAACGUCACGGGGACACAAUGAGUGUAUUUGAAGGCUUUUAUGAAAUAGAGGCGUGUCACUUGUCGUGACUUCUGCGAGAGUAGAGGAUCGUGCAUAGAUUCUUGCGGUCCAUACAAUUUUGCUCGAAGAACAGUCAUGCAGUGUUUGACGUGACAUUAACUGAUUAACAUACACUCGGAUGCAUGAAAUAUAUCGGGAUAUACUAUAUGAGAGACCAGAGAAAGAUUCUCCGUAUCUGCCAUAUAUGAGUUCAUCCGAUUAAAAUAAAAAUUCACUUGAAUAUUUGGUAGCAGUUGAUAUAACACGAGAAGUGGAAGCCGUAUUUCUUUGACGACUUGCUCAACUAAGAGAUCGAUGUGUAAAAAUGUAUUAAAAUUAAGUGAUAUACAUUAAAGAGUGAUUAUUUCCUAAGUCAAGGAUUAUAUGUAUAGUUAAAAAAAUAACAAAAAUGGAUAAGAAAAAAGAGUUGGUUUCUUGCCGAGAUGUCUUAUGGCUUUUAGUUCUUUGCGGUUUCGCCAUCAAUUACAUGCUGCGAUUAAACUUGAAUCUUACCAUUGUUGCGAUGGUGAUACCACAUCCGAAACCCGCAGCAAUCGCACAGUGCAAUAUGGAAGUGGAGAACAGUACGUCAAUUGUUGAUGUUUGGAACAACGAGACAUCGCGAGAUGACAACACUUCUUUUUCAUUCCCGACGACACUGUCUUUCGAAAACGAAAGUGUUACGUAUGAAAAUCGAUUUGCCUGGAACGAAUACGAGCAAGGACUGACGUUGGGUGCAUACUACUGGUUGCACUGGACAUCGCAACUGCCUGGUGGUGUCAUAGCCAGGCGAUAUGGUACGAAACUCGUAUUCGGCUUAGCAAAUCUCUUAACAGCUCUCUUAGGGUUUUUAAUACCCUAUGCAACGCAUUUAUACGUCUUGAUAACUCUUCGGGUGGUGCAAGGAUUGAUCGCAGGUGUUAUAUGGCCCUCGAUGCACGUCAUGACGGCAAAGUGGAUUCCGCAAAAUGAGAGGAGCAAAUUCGUUAGCGCUUAUCUUGGUAGUUCUGUGGGAGCCGCGAUUACUUAUCCCCUCUGUGCAGCCGUUAGUAAUUCCUUCGGUUGGGGCGCAUCCUUCCACGUGACAUCUUUGUUAGGCGUAGUUUGGUAUUGCUUCUGGCACUUCUUUGUAUACGAUUCGCCGCAACAGCACCCGCGAAUCUCCGACGAUGAGAAGAAUUACAUUUUCGAUAAUAUCACUGGAUCCGAGGACGAGAAAGAGACCCAGAUACCAUGGAGAUCGAUAAUUCUAUCGGGUCCGAUGUGGAUUACCAUCGUCGCACAUUGGGGCGCAGCUUGGGGUUUCUUCACCCUCAUGACACAGGCACCGACUUACUUCAACUUCAUUCACGGAUGGAAUAUUAACGCCACCGGAGUACUGGCGGGAGCGCCGCAUUUGCUCAGAAUGAUCUUUUCGUAUUUCUUCUCGAUGAUGAGCGAUUGGCUGCUCCGUACGAGACGAAUGAGCUUGACAAACGUAAGGAAAUUAGCCACUUUCGUUUGCACCGGUGUACAAGGGAUCCUUAUCAUUGCUCUCGGAUUCAGCGGGUGUCACCCGUUGCUAGCAGUCGUCUUCAUGAUGGCCGGUACGGCAGUGAAUGGUGCCAUGUCCGCCUCCACUUUGGCGAUCUUUGUUGACCUGAGUCCUAACUUCGCCAGCGUCCUUCUUGGAUUCGCCGGUACGAUUAUCAUAUGGGCCGGAUUCAUCUCACCGGCCAUCGUUGGCGCAUUGACGAAUAAUAACCAAACUGUGGGACAGUGGCGCUUGGUCUUCCUCAUCGCUGCUGCUAAUUCGAUAGUUAGCAGUAUCAUAUACCUGAUGUUUGGUACUUCAAAAGAACAAUCGUGGAAUCAGUAUGCUAAACUAAAUAUGAAGGAACGAAAGAUGCAGGAGCUGGCCCCGAUGGCCGUGAAACGUGACAAUGACGCUGAGAAUGCAGAUGAUACUGAAAAAUCGAAUUUUAUUAGAGAAAGAUAAUAAAGAAAUUUGGUUUUUAAGCAUUUUUAACCCUUUAGUUACUAUGAGUCACUAACAGGUUUCCGUUAGUCAAUUCUUUGAAACGCGCGCCAUUAUAAUUAUGGCGCCUUCCACUAAAUGUCUUUUAAAACAAAAUGUAAAUUACAUUGACUGAUCCUUUUUGUACUACAAUAUUUUGUCAUUUUCUGAUACAAAUGACUUUAAUUGUUUUCAUUUGUUUCAUGAAACGAAUGUUCGACAGCAUUACACGUACAAUAAUUGCUAAGAAUUCGGCAUAGUCCGCAUAGUUCAUUAUACAUAUAAAUUGUCGCGUUCUCAGAAUUUAGUUGCUUUGACCGCUUUGACCUCAUCCAUUAUCAUGGAAUAAAAUCGAUUUCCAAAGCAGAAGAUUGAUCGCCGCUAACGAGCUGUGUUUCAUAUAGCAACGACAGUUAAGUUACGCUGGGGCUUGGCGCGCUUAUGUUUUGCACUUAGCUCUGAUAUGUAUUCGUUUUUUUUUUGUUAAUAAAAUUGGAGUUUCUUUUAAUGGCGUAUUCUUAUUCGUGGGGAAGAGGGAUAAAGUAACCAAACUCUAAGAAUGCAACAAUAUAGUUAAGAAAUAAAAAAAUUUUUUAAAA
Molecule: messenger RNA, 2919 nt
Organism: Wasmannia auropunctata (little fire ant)
Lineage: Eukaryota; Metazoa; Arthropoda; Insecta; Hymenoptera; Formicidae
Gene: NaPi-T
Product: putative inorganic phosphate cotransporter
Exons: 8
Coding region: 734-2302 (522 amino acids)
Biological process (GO): monoatomic anion transport; transmembrane transport
Cellular component (GO): plasma membrane
Molecular function (GO): transmembrane transporter activity
Source: RefSeq, a predicted model, not a curated record